AUGUCACAGACUCAUCAGGCCCUGGUCCAAGAUCAACGUGGGACAUGGGUGGAUGAAGUGUUAGAUGGAACAGUCACACUGCUAGACAUGGGGGAAACUGCAAGAGACAUCAUGUUACAGAUGAAGGAAAAUGUGAAAGAUCUUCAGUCAGCUCUUCCUAGAAGAAAUUUUGAAGAGGGCGUGUUGAGCUUGUCAUUCAUGUCCACACCGAUGUCAAAGCCAAAGGUCAGUAGAUGGCAAUUGGUAUCAAAGUUGAUGAAAAGGGGAGUAGUAAGUUGCGAAAGCGAAGAGGAGAAGAUGAAUGAAGUGGCAUCAGUUGAUGUUGCAAUCUUUACUUUGUGCCACUACAGCAGCAAAGAUGCGCUGAGGUCGAGCUGUUGCAAAUAUCACAAAGAAGGUUGA
Messenger RNA from Nelumbo nucifera (sacred lotus), 402 nucleotides. Lineage: Eukaryota; Viridiplantae; Streptophyta; Magnoliopsida; Proteales; Nelumbonaceae. The record is from RefSeq and is a predicted model, not a curated record.